Messenger RNA from Aricia agestis (brown argus), 2149 nucleotides. Its product is annotated as sodium-dependent noradrenaline transporter-like. Gene Ontology annotation, cellular component: membrane. Gene Ontology annotation, biological process: sodium ion transmembrane transport. Bases 59 to 1891 code for a protein of 610 amino acids. The transcript has a single exon. The record is from RefSeq and is a predicted model, not a curated record. NCBI's taxonomy places the organism in Eukaryota, Metazoa, Arthropoda, Insecta, Lepidoptera, Lycaenidae.
CACACAUUUUUGUACCCCUUUUUUUGUCUGAUAAUAUAAAAAUAUACACUUAUAAAACAUGAAAGAAACUAAAGAAUCCAAAGAAGAAAUAAUCAACUAUGGCACAUACAGAUUAAUGCUGACAGCUUGGAUGAUAAAUGAAAUUUCCAUAGUGUUUGCUCCGGUACAGUUGUCAUUUAAUGGAUUUCACUUGCAUGUGGUUUUGUAUAUUUUAUCAAUUAUAUUCGUCGGUAUACCUCUGGUAUAUUCCGAGAUAUGUAUGGUGCAAUAUACUACGAACAAUGCACUCGAUAUAUGGAAAUUCUUUCCGCUGUUCAGAGGUGCCGGCUACGCUUCUAUAUACAUGGUGAUUUUGAAGAUUAUAUACCUCAACGUUGUGUCUUCUUGGUACCUGCUGUAUGCAUUUUAUUCGGUAUACGGAAGCCCGCCAUGGGUCUCCUGCAAGGAAUUUAAAAACUUACCGUGUAUAGUUAAAUAUGUCAACGUGUCGGACUAUCAAAACUGCUUGAAUUUAGGCAGUAGCUGCAUUCAUACAAAGACCGCCAGUGAUCUUUUCUUCGACCGAGAAAUCGGAGACUACACGACGAAAUCUGGCAACUGUUUGUACGCAUGGAGAACUGUACUGUGUACAAUAAUUACAAGCUUAGUUUUGUACCUCGUAUGCGUCCUACGAUAUCGUCUGUACGGAGUUAUUGCUAAAAGUUUCGUAAUUGCAUUUACUAUUAUCGUAUUCGUUUUACUAUGUAUCUCUUUGCUGAAUGAAGGAGCUUGGUUUUCUGCGGGCCUAGUUAUCGAAUGGGAUAAAUUAAACUACAAAUCUUGCUUAGAUAUUUUAACGUCGGGCCUGCUCACGUGCGGGACGGGAGUAGGCGUCAUCGGGUAUCUAACACGCGGCGUACCUUUUCGAAGUCCGGCUACAAUAAGUGCAAUCUCCCCUACAUUAUUCGCUUCGAUGACGUCCUCUCUGCUUGGCCUGGUUUUAUUCAACGGUAUAAAAUCUAUGUUCUUCUACCACGGCGAGAAACGAAAUAUUUUGGAAAAGGGAAACAAUACUUUUUUCGACGCUUUCGCGGAAGUGAGCGAGAUCUUGGGCUACUUCAGCAAUAAAUCGUUUUGGUCUCUUCUAUGGUACGGCACGAUUUACUUGUGUUUAGUGACGAGUGUUUGGAUUUUGUACAUGUUCCUGUACGAUCAUAUUGUCGUGACCCAAAUUGACGAUAAAAGAGCUAAUCUAUGGUACUCAGCCAUCCUGAUUUGUGUUAUAUCGGCUCUGUCUUGGCCGUUCGUUUGUUCAGAUCUAACCGAAGUCCUCGCCGAUGUCACCGCAAUAAUUCAAAUAGGAAACUCGUUUUUGUAUUCCUUUGCACUGUAUUGGGUGUACGGUUACAGACACCACGCCAACGAUAUCACUUUCAUGAUUGGAAUCAAAGCUAGUCAUUUUUGGAGAUUAUCGUGGCUGUUUAAUCCAAUAAUUUUACUAGGAUUUAUUUAUUUUAAUAUCACCAAUCAAUGUUUCAAUAAAUUCCAGAAUUCCUUUUUCAUGGAAAAUAUUUCGGCAACAGUAGAUGAAACGCUAUUUUGGUUUCUACUCUUUUUAUAUGUUCUCCUCCUACUGAUUGGCGCGAUUGUAGAAUUUCAAUAUUACUACUCUCGGGGAAAAUUGUCUAAGAUACUUGAACCUGCAGAAAACUGGGGUCCCAAAGACAAAGUGUUGUUUAGAAGUAGAAAAAUGUUCGUACCCGAAAUUAUGACGCGGGAAUUCCUAUACAGACAAGUCAGAAUACAUGGCUAUAGAAAAAAAGCUGUAUCUGCUAGGAGAAGUUAUAAGAAAACGGACUCUGAAGAUUCAUUAUCUUACAAGACUAAAUGGAACGCUUUGACAUCCAACUGAUAUUCAUCAGCUUAUCAGUUUUAAACAACUUCAAACAUAAUAAGCAAUAGUCAAAUUAUACGUUGAGGUUAUAAUAUCCAAUUUUAUGUUUUGUAAAAUUAUUAAAGAGAGAACUAGGCAACGGAUAAAAACAAUACUUACAAAAAAAGUCCGAUGACAUCGCAUCGCACCUCUUUUCGUUCGUAACCCUUAAUUACUCAAACAACAAAGCAAAACAUCCAAAUGUCCUGUUAGGAUUAUGCUAUCAAUAAAAAUAUG